Magnolia sinica is the source of this 1271-nucleotide messenger RNA. RefSeq lists its product as uncharacterized. The record is from RefSeq and is a predicted model, not a curated record. The transcript is spliced from 4 exons. The coding region runs from base 146 to 646 and encodes 166 amino acids. NCBI's taxonomy places the organism in Eukaryota, Viridiplantae, Streptophyta, Magnoliopsida, Magnoliales, Magnoliaceae.
GACCAUACUAUUGGUGUGAUUUUUGAAUGGUGAGAUGAACUUAAUGAAUGGUCGAGAGAGACCAUGAGAUGAUUUUCAGAUGGGCUAUUGUAUUUGAAGGGAUAUUGAAGGAUGAAAGGAUGUUUGGUAGAGGGAAGAAGUGGAAAUGGCUACUGGUAUGGGAGAGGUUGGGAUGAUGAAAGGCAUGAGAAGAGAUGCAGUGUAUGUGAGUACAGUGCCACUCAGGGCAGCCAAGGGACCUGCUCAGCUCUUCAUGUCAGCAGCUUACUCCUUCAAUCUGUGGUCGGAUUUGCAGCACUACAUGGUCCUCAUCAGGCCCACCUCUCCCCCAGCUCAGGCAGUGGUUUUCGAUUUUCAGCCUCAGGAUCCUGAAAAUCUCUACGUAGCACUUGCAGCGCUGUCUGGUAGACAGGUGCCAGGAGUUGUUCGAAUGAGGAAGCUGGCAAAGCUGCCGACUCGCAAAUGCUGGUUUGUUGGAUUUUCCAAUGAAAAUGGCAUCAAUGUGGCCCAUAAAUUCAACGACCACUGGCAAACUGAUCUGAAAAUUGGUGACCACGAUUGCCGCCAUUACACCAAUGGGUUGGUCGAGUGCCUUACCGGUGAACAACACGUCUUGGAGCGUUUAAGAGGAAGUCGAGAUGGUUGAAUUGUUAUGUGACAUGGACAACUACCGGCCUAUUCAUACAUACAUACACAUACAUACAUACAUGCAUGCAUGCAUGCAUUAGGGGAAAUGAAGGUGGCCUAAGGAUCUUGGUCUUUGCCAAGGAACGGUCUUGUAAUUGCUGCAAACCUGGCGAUCACCUAAUAAUGCCCAUGUUCAUUUUUUGGUCACUUGAUUGAUAUAGGCUGUGUUUGGCUGCUCAAUGGAACUGAAUUGCAAUAAUUCAAUCUAUAGCUUGAUUCGGUCAUCCACGGGCCAGCUGCUAGAGUUGAAAUUAUGGUCGUUUAUGGUUGGACUUGAAAAGCAUGGAAUUGCAAUUAGGGGUGGGUCAUCACCGCUAAUUUCAAAUGGUUCCGCCUCCACUUUGGUUGUUUCUUCAAUAUAAUGGAUUGGGUUAUUGCUAUUUUGUUCGGUAAUUGAGCAUCCAAACGCUCAAAGCUGGAUUUGCAAUCACAAUUCAAUGGUGAGGGGGGGUAGCGUUUGGCAUUUCUAUGUUUUCUUCUGUGAUUAGAUUGUGUAAGCAAUGUAUUGAGAACAAUGAGCUGAUGAGCAUUGCAAUUAAAUUAACCUUGAGAAAUGUAUAUAGUCACAUGCGCUGAUUCUUGUA